Messenger RNA from Spinacia oleracea (spinach), 1227 nucleotides. Its product is annotated as rhodanese-like domain-containing protein 11, chloroplastic. The coding region runs from base 124 to 1002 and encodes 292 amino acids. The record is from RefSeq and is a predicted model, not a curated record. NCBI's taxonomy places the organism in Eukaryota, Viridiplantae, Streptophyta, Magnoliopsida, Caryophyllales, Amaranthaceae. The transcript is spliced from 10 exons.
UGUGAGAGACGGUCUGCUCUAACUCUAGCCCGAAAGGCUCGCUUUUGACCAGAAACCCAGUCUUCCCCGCCCCGCCUCACCUCUAAUUCUGUCCGGUACUCAAAGAAGAUAAUUCAAUUGACAAUGGAAGCCCUUGGAUAUCUCCCUCUCUGUACUCCCAAACUUUCACCCUCAAAUUGUAAUAAAAAAUGCUGCACAAAUUAUUCUGGAGCAGCACCAAAUUACAAAUUCAACGGCCCUUGUUCUGGGAAGUUGAUCCCAAUUCGCAAAACGAUGAAUUGGAAAGUACCCAGAAUGCAAGUAGUGGAAGAAGAGUAUGAAUUGAAGCAAAUGAAAGAUAUGGCAGCUGCUAGAAAAAGAUGGGAAGCUUUGGUGAGGGAGGGAAAAGUCAAACCUUUGACUCCAAGGGAGGCUGGGUAUGCAAUCCAACUGUCCGGCAAGACUCUGCUUGAUGUUCGACCUGCAUCAGAGCGCAAUAAGGCAUGGGUUAAGGGUUCAGACUGGAUACCCAUUUUUGAUGUUGAUGACAGAUUGGAUGCUGGAACGCUCUCAAAAAAGGCAACAAAUUUCGUGAUGGGAGGAUGGUGGAGUGGUGUGCCUACACUUUCCUAUAACGGCUGGUUCUUAUCCAAAGUCGAGGAAGAGUUCCCAAAGGAUACAGAUCUUAUUGUAGCGUGUCAGAAGGGAUUAAGAUCUUUAGCUGCUUGCGAGCAGCUUUGUAAUGCCGGGUACAAAAAUGUCUUCUGGGUUCAAGGAGGACUGGAAGCAGCAGAAGAAGAGGAUCUGCAGAGAGAAGGUUCACAGCCAUUUAAAUUUGCCGGAAUUGGAGGUCUUUCUGAAUUUCUUGGUUGGACGGAUCAGCAAAGAGCUGCAGCAGCUAAAGAAGGAUGGCAAUAUCGAUUAGUUUUCUCUGCGCGUAUGGUCGGACUGUUUAUUGCUGCGGAUGCAUUUUAUCUUACUGCUCAGCAAGUUGUUCGUUACCUACAACAAGUACGAUCGUAGUUAAUGUCUGUAACUCUGUAUGGCUGUAUGCCAUUGAAGAUUGAAGUCUUUCACUUCACACAUGUAGGAAAGAAAUCAUGUUUUGGUUUGUAUUGAUGUACGAACCCUGCCAAAUCUAUCUUUUCUUUGUGUAUCUGAGUUUCAUAUGUUCAUCAAAAUUUUGUAGUGUGAAAGAAUGUUAUAUGAAUGUUUAUAUAGAUUAAUAUACCAUAUACUUCAAUGUUA